Molecule: messenger RNA, 3567 nt
Organism: Strongyloides ratti
Lineage: Eukaryota; Metazoa; Nematoda; Chromadorea; Rhabditida; Strongyloididae
Product: Abnormal spindle-like microcephaly-associated protein
Exons: 5
Coding region: 1-3567 (1188 amino acids)
Biological process (GO): spindle organization; establishment of meiotic spindle localization; mitotic cell cycle
Cellular component (GO): spindle pole
Molecular function (GO): protein binding
Source: RefSeq, a predicted model, not a curated record
AUGGAUGAAACAAUUUUGAAUGGUUGUGAUGCUUUGUCUUCAACAAUGAAUGCCUCAACAGCUCGGACACCAAGAAGUUUUUUCAAAGAUGCUGGCAUUGAUGGAGUAAAUGAAGAAAAUGGUGAUCGUGUAUUUCUUUCUCCUGGUUCAAAUUUGCAAAUGAAUGGGAUAGUUAGUGAUAAAAGAAGUCGAAUGAUUGAAAGACUUAACAAAAGAUAUAAUAAAAAAAAUACAAUUAUAGAGGAAGAAGUUGAGGUUUGUAACUUCAGUAAUCAUAUUUUUGAAGAUAAAGAAAAUAUUGACUUUGAAGCUCGAAAGAGACGUAGACUUGCCGCUUUAGAGAGGAGGAAUAAAUCAAGAGAAAAAGCAGCUGAACGUUUUAGACAGGAAAGAUUAGAAAAAGAAGCUCAUAUUGAUGUGUUGGAGACAACGAAAAAGUUUUUGGGAGAAGGUGCUGUUACUGUACCUUCCGGUACAAUAGCUGAUGUCAACUUAACGGUUACAUACACUGAAUCAAUUUUAAGUACGACAAAGUUGCUAUCUGAAACUAUAGUUGUUGAAUCAAAGGAAGAAAUUGAAAAAAGAAAUGCCAUAGCUUUAACUUCAUGGAUUAAUUAUUUAAUAGGAGUUAGCAAAGAUAACUCAGAAGAUAUUCAUGCUUUUUCAGAAAAAGCUCGAAACAAAGCUGAUGAAAUUCUAAGAAAUGUUUUAAAAAAUCCUGAAGUGCCAACUGAUCAUUUAGUUAAUUUAAAUGAAUCAUCAGGAUUAAUAUCUAGAAAAAGAAAACAAUGGAUGGAAUCUGUUACUAAAGCUAAGCAACAUCUUAAGAAUGUUGAAUUUUUAAAUAAAAUAAAGGAAUUAGUUGAAAAUGAACCUAAUAUUUCUAUACAUGAUCUAAAGGUUUAUGCAGACAUAGGAUUGCAACGUGAAAUAAUUGGUGUUUUAUUAAAUUUUUCACCUGUUUGGUUACGUCUUGCUAUAGAAUGUAUAUUUAAUGUAGACUUAAAUAUCAUAGAUUACAGUACUAGUCAUAAUGUAUUUAUAACUUUUUUGACUAGAAAUGUUUUUUUAAAUCCAAGAAUUGUCAAUAGUAAAAAAUUUUGCCCUACUGGAACAAAAGCUUCAAUAAAUCAAUUGGGAAUGAAGGCGCUUCAACGUCAUUUUAUUACGAAAAUGAUACAAAUUCUUGUUGUUAUUGAAUAUCUUCAUAAAUUGGAUAUAAUUAAACCUGAAAAUCCUCCUAUGUUUUGUGCACUUUCGAGUUUUCAAUCAUCGAAGGAUGUUAUUGGGUGGAUAAGAAGAACAUUUAUAUCUAUGAAAUUCGAUUUAACCAAAGCUUUGAGUAAAAUUGGAGUUGUUUUCAAGUAUGAACAAACCUUCCAUGACAACUAUUCAUACGUUGUUAGAAAUAUUGAAACAGAUUUAUGUGAUGGAUUUAUUUUAGCUAAAGUUGUUGAGAGAAUUUUUAAAGUUGGUGAUAGAAAAUUAUUGUCAUUGUUACGUCCACCUAAUGGUGAUAGAUUGAGAAAAAUAGGAAAUGUUAAAGCUGUUUUAAAGUUUGUAAAAGAUCGUGAUUUAGAUGUUGGAAAUAUAAAAGCUGAAGAUAUUGUUCAAGGAAAAAUGUCUCAUAUUAUGGAGUUGUUAUGGAAGAUGAUUGGUGUGUUUGAAGUUCAAAAAGAUCAAUAUGAAAUGUUUCGUCGAAUGUCAAAGAAGAUAGCAAAACUCUCUUCCCACCUUGAUAAUCCAUGUUGUGUUAUUCCUCGAUAUCUCAAUGGAUUUGAUAUUAUUCUUCAUGUAGCAAGACAAUUUUCGGAACUUGUGGGUUUAAAGAUCAAUAAAAAAAUUGAAGACUUUGGCGAUGUGGAUUGGACGCUAGUAAAUUUGAGGGAGGAAAUGGGUAUUUCAAAAGAUUUCACUUCCUUGAAUGUUAUUAGACAUGGGGAUUACAGAACAUUUGAAUUAUUUGUAAAAAUCUUUAUGGAAAAAUGUUUCUUAAUUGUGGAAGUUGAAGAAUCUGCCUUAAUACUUCAACGAUUCUUUAGAAAUGUAGUAUUAAAAAAGAAUAAUAACAUGGUUAACCUAAAAGAUUAUUGUUGUAAAUGGUAUGAGCAGAAGAGGGAAAAGAAUAUUAUAGAAAAUAAAGCUGCUAUUAAGAUUCAAGCUGCAUACAAAGGUUUUAGAGGUCGACAACAAUUCCUUUACAUGAAGGCUUGCUCAACGAAAAUUCAAGCGUGCAUUAGAGGAUUUCUUGCAAGAAGAAGAAUUGAUAAACUACGUCAUAAAAUGCUUUCUUCUGCACUUAAGAUUCAACGAGUAUGGCGUAAUAUUUUAUUUAAAAGAAUUAUUAAAAAAGCUGUUGAAGAAAGAAAAAUAAAAAAAAAUAAUUAUUUAAGACAACAAGCUGCAGAGACUAUUCAACGUUCUUGGAAAUGCUAUAAAGCUAGAAGUUUAUUAGUGAAACUUCAAAAUGAUAAAGAAAUUAAAAGAAAUAAUUAUUUAAGACAACAAGCAGCAGAGACUAUUCAACGUUCUUGGAAAUGUUAUAAGGCUAGACGUUUACUAGUAAAACUUCAAAAUGAUAAAGAAAUUAAAAGAAAUAACUAUGUAAGACAACAAGCCGCGCAGACUAUUCAACGUUUUUGGAAAUGUUAUAAGGCUAGAUGUUUAUUAAUGAAACUUCGAAAUGAUAAAAAAAUUAAAGAAAAAUCUGCUCUUGUCAUUCAAUCUGCUUACCGCAAUUAUAUGAAUUUUAAAAGUAAAAAAAAUAUUGAAGAAGCGGAAACAUUUAAUAUACCCCCUUCAAAAAGAGCUACCAUGAAGGAUUCUGUUGAACAUUUUAGAAAUAGACUUGCUGUUUUUUACAUUGAAGAAAAAAGAAGUUUAGAGGACAGAAUUUUAGCUGCUACAAAAAUUCAAGCAUGGUAUAGAGGUGUUUCUGUUAGGCGUAAACUAUCUCAUGAAAUUAGUAGAAGACAAAUUAAGAUGAAAGAACUUGGAGAGGAAGUAGCCAUGAAUAAAAAUUUGAAUGUUGAAGAUCUUAAAGUUCCUGUAAAUAGUCGUUUCUAUAAAAUAUGUCAAAUGUUGGAUUCUGGGAAAAUUAAGUGUUAUUUAAAACCAUUUCUUGAGUUAGCUCGGCUACUACGUUAUACACCAAGCUUAGGAAUUCAUUUCGUUUUGGUUAAUGGGCAUAAAUCUCUCUCAUCAGCCAUUGGACGUCUUAAGAGAUCACCUCUGGAACAGGAAGUUAACUCAUUAUUUUCUGAAGUUCUUUACUACCUUUUAGUUGAAGAUUCAUGUUAUAAAUUUAUGAAAAGUGAAAUUAUUAAUAUUUCAAAUAUAAUAUGGCACUAUUUUUAUGCUCAUUAUACAAAUGCUGAUGUUGUCCAUUACCUUGGAAAUUGUAUUUUAAUUCUUAAAAAAAAGAAUGCACCACCAGAAUGUUUCAAGAAAGCAAACUUUUAUAUUAAUGAUAUGUCAAAAAGACUUGCUUCUUUACCAAAAGAUGAGAAAAGGCUUAAAAUGUUAAGAAGGUUACAAAGUGUUUUUGCAAAUAAAAAAGAAACGUGA